AUGGCGCCUCUUCCCAUAAAGUUCACUGAGCUGCUUCAGUUGACAUCAAUCGACAUACUCCCGGCAUCGAUAGGUUUCAACUCCUGCACGCUCGAAUCCGACCACUACCUAUGCGUCCGCCAGAAGGUCGACGAAACCGCUUCGCCUGAAGUCAUCAUCGUUGACCUCAAGAAUGCCAACAACAUCAUCCGCCGGCCGAUCAAGGCCGAUAGUGCUAUUAUGCACUGGAACAAACUCAUCAUAGCGCUCAAGGCCCAGCAACGAACACUGCAGAUAUUCGACUUGGGCCAGAAGGCGAAGCUGAAGUCGGCACAAAUGAACGAGGAUGUCGUGUUCUGGAAGUGGUUCAGCGAGACCAGUCUAGGCUUGGUCACAGACAGCUCCGUGUACCACUGGAACAUUUUCGACCCGAACCAGACGCAACCGGUGAAGCUUUUUGACAGAAACCCUAACCUCGCGGGCUGUCAGAUCAUCAACUACCGUGUAAGCCAUGACGAGAAGUGGAUGGUGGUCGUGGGCAUCUCACAGAAGGAAGGCCGGGUGGUUGGCACGAUGCAACUGUAUUCAAAAGACAGGGGCAUCAGCCAGUCCAUCGAGGGCCAUGCGGCGGCGUUUGGAACCUUACGCUUGGAAGGCGCGCCUGCGGAUACGAAGGUCUUCACGUUCGCCGUUCGAACAGCGAUAGGGGCGAAGCUUCACAUCGUGGAGGUGGACCACGAAGCUGCGAACCCUGCGUUCCCCAAACGUGCCGUCGACGUUUACUUUCCUGCCGAAGCCGUGAACGACUUCCCCGUCGCCAUGCAGGUUUCGGACAAGUACAAGAUCAUAUAUCUGGUGACGAAGUACGGCUUCAUCCACCUCUACGAUCUCGAGACCGGUACUUGCAUAUUCAUGAACCGGAUAUCGAGUGAGACCAUUUUCGUCACAGCCCCGGACGAACAAUCAUUAGGCAUCGUAGGCGUGAACAGGAAAGGCCAGGUCUUGGGCGUCAGCGUGGAUGAGAGCACCCUCAUUCCUUAUCUUCUGCAGAACCCGGCUAAUGCCGAGCUCGCUUACAAGUUGGCUUCCAGAGGCGGUCUGCCUGGUGCGGACAGCCUUUACCAACAACGCUUCGAAGGACUUCUUCAGUCUGGCGAGUAUGUCGAGGCUGCGAAGACAGCUGCAAACUCGCCCCGCGGCUUCUUGCGUACACCGCAGACCAUCGAAAGGCUAAAGGCCAUACCACAGCAGCAAGGCCAGCUGUCGGUCAUUCUUCAAUAUUUCGGCCUGCUUUUGGACAAGGGCACCCUUAACAAGCACGAAACCCUGGAGCUCGUGCGGCCUGUUCUCGCUCAAAGCCGGAAGCAUCUUGUUGAUAAGUGGCUGAACGAGGGCAAACUGGAUUGUUCAGAGGAGCUCGGCGAUCUUGUCCGAAUGCAUGACCUCGAACUUGCACUGAGAAUCUACGAGAGAGCUCCUGCUCCUCAAAAGGUCGUCGCUGCCAUGGCUGAGCUUGGUAGAUUCGAUGACAUCAUACCAUACUCGGUGAGGGUAGGGUACAACCCCGACUUCACGGUGCUUCUGCAGCACAUCGUCCGCGUCAACCCUGAAAAGGGCGCCGAAUUCGCCACUGCCUUGGCCAAGAACGAGAGCGGUCCACUCGUUGAUCUCGACCGCGUCGUCGACAUCUUCCAGUCGCAAGGCAUGAUUCAACAGGCCACUGCGUUUUUGCUCGACGCACUUGCGGGUAACAAGCCAGAACAGGGCCACUUGCAAACAAAGCUGCUCGAGAUGAACUUGCUGAGCGCUCCGCAGGUGGCUGAUGCGAUUCUUGGGAACGAGAUGUUCACGUAUUACGACAAGGCGCGCAUUGCGCAGCUCUGCGAGAACGCAGGCUUGCUGACACGAGCGCUUGAGCACACUGAUGAUCCGACAGCCAUCAAGCGCAUGAUUGUCCAGACUGACAAAAUACCCGAGGACUGGCUACUCAAUUACUUUGGGCACCUCACGGUUGAACUCUCAAUGGAGUGCUUGAAUGAGAUGCUUCGUGUCAACAUUCGGCAGAACUUGCAGGCAGUCAUCCGGAUAGCCCAGAAGUACUCGGACCUCCUUGGACCAACCAAUAUCAUUGAACUCCUCGAGAAGUAUCGAACAGCAGAGGGUCUCUACUACUAUCUUGGCGCAAUCGUCAACGUCAGCGAGGACCGAGACGUUACCUUCAAGUACAUUGAGGCUGCCACGAAAAUGGGUCAGCUCAACGAAGUCGAGCGUAUCUGUCGAGAGAGCAACUUUUACGAUCCUGAGAAGGUGAAGAACUUCCUGAAGGAAGCCAAUUUGACAGAACAGCUACCUCUCAUCAUCGUCUGCGACAGAUUCAACUUCAUCCAUGACUUGGUGCUGUACCUUUACAAGAACCAGCAGUUCAAGUCAAUAGAGGUGUAUGUUCAGCGAGUCAACCCAGCGAGGACCCCUGCAGUCAUUGGUGGAUUGUUGGAUGUCGACUGUGAUGAGAACAUCAUCCGAGGCCUACUUCAAUCCGUUAAUCCAGCGUCGAUACCGAUAGACGAGCUCGUAUCAGAGGUGGAAUCAAGGAACCGGCUGAAGCUGCUGUUGCCGUUCUUGGAGGCAUCGUUAGCCAGCGGUAACCAGCAACAAGCGGUCUACAACGCGCUAGCGAAGAUCUACAUUGACAGCAACAACAACCCUGAGAAGUUCCUCAAGGAGAACGACCAGUACGACACCUUGAUUGUCGGCAAGUACUGCGAAAAGCGCGACCCGAAUCUUGCAUACAUCGCAUAUCGUAAGGGACAGAAUGAUCUAGAGCUCAUCAAUGUCACCAACGAGAAUGCUAUGUUCAGAGCGCAAGCUCGCUACCUGCUGGAGCGCGCCGAUCUGGAGAUCUGGGAAUAUGUCCUGAGCCCCAACAACAUUCAUCGUAGAUCGCUUGUGGACCAGGUCAUCUCUACCGCAGUUCCGGAGUCGCAGGAUCCUGACAAGGUCUCAGUUGCGGUCAAAGCCUUCAUAGGGGGUGACAUGCCCGCGGAGUUGAUCGAGCUGCUUGAGAAGAUCAUCCUUGAGCCUUCCAGCUUCAGCGACAACGCCACGCUUCAGAAUCUCCUCAUGCUCACUGCAGCAAAAUCGGAUCGCGGUCGCAUGAUGGGAUACAUCCAGCAGCUCGAGAACUAUACCCCGGAUGAUAUUGCGGCGCAGUGCAUAGAACUCGGCAUGUAUGAUGAGGCCUUCGAGAUUUACAGGAAGCACAACAACCAUGUUGAAGCCGUCAAUGUGCUCGUCGAGUAUAUCAUCAGCAUUGACAGAGCGCAGGAGUAUGCGGAGCGGGUCGACCUGCCUGAGGUGUGGAGCAAGGUCGCCAAAGCCCAGCUCGAUGGUUUACGUGUCACCGAUGCCAUCGAGUCUUACAUCCGUGCUCAAGACCCAUCGAACUUCAACGAGGUUAUUGAAAUCGCGACCCGUGCUGGCAAGGAUGAAGAUCUGAUCAAAUUCCUCAGGAUGGCUAGGAAGACUCUCCGGGAGCCUGCUAUCGACACCGCUCUGGCAUUCUGCUUUGCAAGAAUGAACCAGCUAGCCGAACUGGAAGACUUCUUGCGGUCUACGAAUGUUGCCGAUGUGGAAGCUUCUGGUGACAAGGCCUAUGAGGAGGGUUUCCAUGAAGCUGCCAAGAUCUUCUAUAGCAGCAUCUCCAACUGGGCCAAGCUUGCAACCACGCUUGUACAUCUUGAAGACUACCAGGCCGCUGUUGAGUGCGCUCGCAAAGCAAACAGCACGAAGGUAUGGAAGCAGGUCAACGAGGCCUGCAUUGCGAAGAAGGAGUUCCGCCUUGCUCAGAUCUGCGGCUUGAACCUGAUCGUCCAUGCAGAAGAGCUUUCAGAUCUUGUCAGGCAAUACGAAAGGAAUGGCUACUUCGACGAGCUCAUUGCUCUCUUGGAAGCUGGCCUCGGUCUCGAGCGGGCGCAUAUGGGCAUGUUCACCGAGCUUGGUAUUGCUCUAUCCAAAUACCACCCGGAUCGUGUCAUGGAGCAUCUUCGACUCUUCUGGUCGCGGAUCAACAUCCCCAAGAUGAUUCGCGCUUGCGAGGAAGCCCAUCUAUGGCCUGAGCUCGUCUUCCUGUAUGCUCAUUACGAUGAGUGGGACAAUGCUGCCUUGGCUAUGAUGGAACGUGCGGCCGACGCGUGGGAACAUCACUCUUUCAAGGACACCAUCGUCAAGGUCGCCAACUUAGAGAUAUACUACCGAGCACUGAAUUUCUACCUUCAGGAGCAACCAUCUCUUCUGACUGAUCUGCUGCAAGCCUUGACGCCUAGGAUCGACGUCAACCGAGUGGUCCGCAUGUUCGAAAAGUCAGACAACAUUCCGCUGAUCAAGCCUUUCCUCCUGAGCGUCCAGUCACAGAACAAGAAGGCCGUCAACAAUGCGAUCAACGAUCUGUUGAUUGAGGAAGAGGACUACAAGACACUGCGCGACUCUGUCGAGAACUACGACAACUACGACGCGGUUGAGCUGGCGCAGCGCCUCGAACGCCACGAGCUUGUCUUCUUCAGACAGAUUGCUGCCAGCAUAUACCGCAAGAACAAGCGAUGGGACAAGUCGAUAGCACUGUCCAAGCAGGACAGGCUCUUCAAGGACGCCAUCGAGACUGCUGCAGCAUCUGGCAAGUCCGACGUGGUCGAGGAGCUACUUCGAUAUUUUGUCGACAUCGGCAGCCGGGAGUGCUACGUUGGCAUGCUCUACGCUUGUUACGAGCUUAUUCGUCCGGAUGUUGUGCUCGAGGUCUCUUGGCGCAGCGGCUUGACAGACUUCACCAUGCCAUACAUGAUCAACUUCCUGAGCCAGCAAGCGGCGACGAUAGAUCUGUUGAAGAAGGACAACGAGGAGCGGAAGGCAAGAGAAGCCUCGCAGAAGAAAGACGAGGACAACACGCCCAUCCUGGGCGGCUCCCGCUUGAUGCUCACGCAAGGCCCGAUGUUGAAUACGCCGUCGUCGGCACCAUAUGGACAGCCGAACGGCAUUGCACCUCAGCCUACCGGGUAUCGGGGCUUUUAG
Molecule: messenger RNA, 5040 nt
Organism: Coniosporium apollinis CBS 100218
Lineage: Eukaryota; Fungi; Ascomycota; Dothideomycetes
Product: clathrin, heavy polypeptide
Exons: 7
Coding region: 1-5040 (1679 amino acids)
Biological process (GO): receptor-mediated endocytosis; Golgi to endosome transport; intracellular protein transport
Cellular component (GO): clathrin complex; clathrin coat of coated pit; actin cortical patch
Molecular function (GO): clathrin light chain binding; structural molecule activity
Source: RefSeq, a predicted model, not a curated record